AUGUCCUUACCUGAUAAAUUAGAAACUGUCAUUGCUGACAUCGAACAACAAUUCCUGAUCAAUGACGAAUUCAUCAUUAAAGCCACUGACACCUUUGUCGAAUCAAUGGAAAAAGGUUUGGCCUCUCCUAAACCAACCAGAGAAUAUAUGCCCAUGAUUCCAACUUAUGUCACCAGUAUCCCUAAUGGUAAAGAAAAAGGAAUCUUUUUAGCUGCUGAUUUAGGUGGUACUAAUUUUAGAGUAUGUUCAAUUGAUUUAAAAGGUGAUCAUACUUUUGAAUUAAAACAAUCAAAAUAUAAAAUCCCCGUUGAUGUUAUGAAAGCUACUGAAGCAGAAGAAUUGUUUAGUUAUUUAGCUAAGAAAGUUAAAGCUUUCUUGGAUGAACAUCAUCAAGGUAAUGCUGAUGGAAGUCAUUUGAAAUUGGGUUUUACUUUCUCAUUCCCAGUUGAUCAAACUGCUUUAAAUAGAGGUACUUUAUUAAGAUGGACCAAAGGGUUUUCAAUUGAAGAUGCGGUUGGAAAAGAUGUUGUUGAAUUGUUGCAAGCUAAUUUAGUCAUCUUGGGAGUUAAAGUUGAUGUAGUUGCUUUAGCUAAUGAUACUGUUGGUACUUUAUUAUCAAGAGCUUAUGUUAAUGAUCCUAAGGAAUCUAAUGCUAAUACUAUUAUUGGUUGUAUUUUUGGUACUGGUACCAAUGGUGCUUAUUAUGAAACCUUGGAAAACAUUCCUAAAUUAACCCCAGAUCAAAUCCCUAAAGGUGCUAAAGGGAUGGUUGUUAAUACUGAAUGGGGAUCAUUUGAUAAUACUUUAAAAGUAUUACCAAGUACUAAAUGGGAUGAAAUUGUUGAUCAAGAAACUGCUAAUCCAGGAUAUCAUUUAUUUGAAAAGAGAAUUAGUGGUAUGUUUAUUGGAGAAAUCUUAAGAGUUGCUUUAUAUGAUUUAUUUAAACAAGGAUUAAUUUUCCAAGAUUUAUAUAAACAAAGAGGUGGUUCAUUACCUCAUAGAAUCACUGAACCUUGGUUAUUAGAUGCUGAAAUCUUAUCAUAUAUUGAAAUUGAUGAUUCUACCGAAUUAAAGAUGUCAGGAUUAGUAUUACAAAAUCAUUUAAGAUUACCAACUACUCAUCAUGAAAGAAUUAUUAUUCAAAGAUUAACCAAGGUAAUUUCUCGUAGAGCUGCUUAUCUUUCUGCUAUUCCUUUGGCUGGUAUUACUAGAAAGGUUAAGGAUCAAUAUAAGGAUGAUGAUAAGGAUUUUGAAUUUGGUUGUGAUGGGUCCGUGGUUGAAUUUUAUCCAAAUUUUAAACAAACUAUCUUGGAAGCAGUUGCUGUUAUUGAUCCAUUAAAGGGAACUAAUAAGAAGAUUCAUUUGAAGAUUGCUAAAGAUGGUUCUGGUGUUGGUGCUGCCUUAUGUGCAAGUACCGUUUAG
Hemisphaericaspora subhashii is the source of this 1422-nucleotide messenger RNA. RefSeq names its product glucokinase (gene GLK1). The transcript has a single exon. The coding region runs from base 1 to 1422 and encodes 473 amino acids. The record is from RefSeq and is a predicted model, not a curated record. Gene Ontology annotation, biological process: glucose 6-phosphate metabolic process; intracellular glucose homeostasis; glycolytic process. Gene Ontology annotation, molecular function: fructokinase activity; mannokinase activity; ATP binding. Gene Ontology annotation, cellular component: mitochondrion; cytosol. Lineage: Eukaryota; Fungi; Ascomycota; Pichiomycetes; Serinales; Debaryomycetaceae.